Molecule: messenger RNA, 2488 nt
Organism: Choloepus didactylus (southern two-toed sloth)
Lineage: Eukaryota; Metazoa; Chordata; Mammalia; Pilosa; Megalonychidae
Gene: FAABTP
Product: transmembrane protein 19
Exons: 7
Coding region: 475-1485 (336 amino acids)
Cellular component (GO): membrane
Source: RefSeq, a predicted model, not a curated record
AGUCGGGGACGCAGUGCGUCGUGUUAUGAGCUCCCGGAGUCUUGCCCCUCGGCUGGCUGGACCUGGACUUCGGGGUGAUGCUGCCUGCGGUCCGGACGAGACCGUGCUCUACCCUGAGGGUCUGGCUGCUCAGACUCUCCCGGGUUCAGGUCCAGCACCUUACGUCUUCGCGGCCGCGGACGCGCCCCUGUUGGUGUGUGGGAAAGCUUGAGCGGCGGUGAAUCGGUGCCCUGGUGCUUGCAGGCAGCUGGGAGCGGAGCUCGCCAGCCCUGGGCUCGCCGAUUGGCUGCUUCCGUUUCCGCUUUUACCUUCUUGGCCUCGGAAUUCAGGUGUGAAGUGCCAGGCGGCUGGGCGUCUACCCUGGAAGCUCUCAGAGGAUGCGCUUUGCUCUCCAGUGAGACAUUAACCUCUCCUUUACAAGUUUGAGCUACUCGGCAGCAGUUUCCGUAAAUAGUGAUCAUAUCCUUGUUUUCCAUGAGGGAUCUUGACGACAAUAUAUGCAAACGAUAUAUCAAAAUGAUAACUAAUAUCGUUAUAUUGAGCCUGAUCAUUUGCAUUUCUUUAGCUUUCUGGAUUGUGUCUAUGACUGCAAGUACCUAUUAUGGAAAUUUACAGCCUAUUUCUCCUUGGCGUUGGCUGUUCUCUGUUGUUGUUCCAGUUUUGAUCGUCUCAAAUGGCUUUAAAAAGAAGAGUCUAGAUUACAGUGGGGCUUUGGGAGGUCUAGUGGUUGGAUUUAUCCUAACCAUUGCAAAUUUCAGCUUUUUUACCUCUUUGCUGAUGUUUUUCCUUUCUUCUUCAAAACUGACUAAAUGGAAGGGAGAAGCAAAGAAGCGUCUAGAUUCAGAAUAUAAGGAAGGUGGGCAGAGGAAUUGGGUUCAGGUAUUCUGUAAUGGAGCUGUACCCACAGAGCUAGCCCUGCUGUACAUGAUAGAAAAUGGCCCCGGGGAAAUCCCAAUAGAUUUUUCCAAGCAGUACACUGCUUCCUGGAUGUGUUUGUCUCUCUUGGCUGCACUGGCCUGCUCUGCUGGAGACACGUGGGCUUCAGAAGUUGGCACUGUUCUGAGUAAAAGCCCACCAAGGCUGAUAACAACCUGGGAGAAAGUUCCAGUUGGAACCAAUGGAGGCGUGACAUUAGUGGGCCUUGCCUCCAGUCUCCUUGGCGGUACCGUUGUGGGCAUCACAUACUUCCUCACACAGUUGGUUUUUGUGAGUGAUUUAGACAUUUCUGCUCCCCAGUGGCCAAUUAUUGCAUUUGGAGGUCUGGCUGGAUUGUUAGGAUCAAUUCUGGACUCAUAUUUAGGAGCUACAAUGCAGUUCACUGGUUUGGAUGAAAGCACUGGCAUGGUGGUCAACAGUCCAACCAGUGAAGCGAAGUACAUAGCAGGAAAACCCAUUCUUGAUAACAAUGCAGUGAAUCUGUUUUCUUCUGUCCUUAUUGCCCUCUUGCUCCCAACAGCUGCUUGGGGUUUUUGGCCCAGGGAGUAAAUCCUACUUCGUUUCCAUAGGCUGAAACCUAAGUGAGUUCAGCUAAAUUUGCAAUUCCAAGUUCAAUCUAAGAAUAAUUUUAAUCACGUAAGUAGAAAUACCAGCUCCUCCCAGAUUCCAUUAUGAUAGAAUUCCACAAUUUUCUUUUCAUCAUCUCCCUUGUAACAGCUAACAUCUUUCUAGAGAAAAAGAAAAGUGCAUAGAAUUUAUACAUAUUUUUCUUUUGAUGGCUCUUCUUGAGCAGUGAAACUAUAUUGUUCCCCCCAGAACUGAAAAUUAUACAUGGUAGAUAGAAGUUUUGUUUUAUUUAACAGUGUAGGCACUAAAAGUGAUGGAAUUUUAAAAUAGUUCUCUGUUGUGGCAGAGAAAUGCCACUGUGCCAGCUUCCCAAAUGUUGUAUCUGUUUUCAGUGGCUUAAAUUGAUGUGUGUGGAAGCCUAAAUAAGUGUAGUAUCCUGGACUUUUCCUGUUACUUUGCCAUUCUCAAUUGUGAAAAGUGUUAAAUUUGUUUCCUAGUAAGCUAUGUAGCCUACUCCAUGCUUGUUCUUCCUGCCUCAAGGUUAGAGGUGGUAAAUGUCCUUUUCAUAUGACUGUUAGAAUUUGUGAAAAAUUAUUUUUAAAUAAAAGCAAGAAAGAUUUAUCUUAUGUCUAAAAAAAUCUGUACUUUCUGUAUAUUUCAGCUGCUCUCUGAGCACAAACUAUCUAGAAUUUAAUAUUUUGAUUGUUUUCUUGAAAUACGUAUAGGAAUCUGGUUGAACAUUGGCAUCCUGAACAGUUAAAAAGUCACUGGAAAAUUAUCAGGAUUAUUUUUUAUUUGCUAUCCUAAAAGUCACUGGAAGAUGUUAUGAUUUCCUAUUAUAUACCUUCUAAAUUGUGCUGCCUUUAAAUUGUAGCUUGUAUAAAGUGAAUUUACUUUUCAGUCUUGUUCUUCACUGUCAUUUACUGUAUGCUAAAGAAGUUUUGACAUGGUGUGGAUUGUUUUACUAAAAGUGUUUUAAAGUGUU